Molecule: messenger RNA, 1008 nt
Organism: Nicotiana attenuata
Lineage: Eukaryota; Viridiplantae; Streptophyta; Magnoliopsida; Solanales; Solanaceae
Exons: 2
Coding region: 1-1008 (335 amino acids)
Source: RefSeq, a predicted model, not a curated record
AUGGAAGCCCCUUCUGGGAUGAAAACUCCUUCUUCCAUUAUUUUUGUGGGUGUCUAUUUUGAUGAUGUUAUAAUUACUGGAACUGAUUCAGCAGAGAUUGCGGACUUGAAGGCCUUCCUAGAUCAAAAGUUCAAAAUAAAGGACCUAGGCAGACUUCAUUAUUUUUUGGGCUUAGAACUCUUAUACAAACCAGAUGGCAUUCUCAUUUCUCAAAGAAAGUUUACCUUAGAUUUGUUGAAAGAAUAUCAGGUCUUUGACUACAGCAGUGUUUCUUCACCCCUUGAUCCUGCCAUAAAGUUGAAAGCACAAGAAGGAAACCUACUGCCAGACCCUACAUACUACAGGAAGUUAGUGGGAAAGCUCAAUUUCCUUACCAACACAAGGCUGGAUAUAGCUUAUAGUGUACAGCUCCUGAGCCAAUUUAUGCAGGCACCAAGAGAUACUCACUUAACAGCUGCAUUUCACCUUCUCAGAUACUUAAAGAAGGAGCCUACUCUAGGUGUUUUCUUCUCAAAUAAUCCUGACUAUUCAAUUAAGGCAUUUUGUGACUCAGAUUGGGCAGCCUGCCCAGACUCUAAGAGGUCUGUCACUGGAUACAUUAUUUUGGUGGGAGAUAGUCCUAUUAGUUGGAAGUCCAAGAAGCAGGAGACUGUCUCCUUAUCCUCAGCUGAAGCAGAGUAUAGAUCUCUCAGAAAAGUAGUUGGAGAAUUGGUCUGGCUAAGCAGACUAUUUGCUGAACUCACUGUUGUCCAGUCAUGUCCUAUACAGGUGUUUUGUGACAGUCAGUCUGCUAUACACAUUGCUCACAACCCAGUGUUUCAUGAAAGGACCAAGCACAUUGAAGUUGAUUGCCAUUUUGUUAGGAACAAAUUGCAAGAAGGCCUAAUCUCUCUAUAUCAUGUACCCACUCACCAUCAGUUGGCCGAUAUUCUCACAAAGGCCCUCACCGGGGUCAAACACUCAGGUGUCCUAAGCAAGUUGGCUGUGAAGACCUCACUUCCAACUUGA